CAUUGCUGUCAUUAGUGUCAGUACAAGAAGCGGUUGGGUGGGAUUACUGACUAGCCCAGCUGCUUUACCUCGUAAUUGUAGUAAUUUUUCGGUAUUGCCUCGGGUUGUGUAAAUGAAUCAUAGGGUUCAAUAUUUUCAGAGCUGUAGUGUGUUAAUAAAUCAUAUUCGGGUCGAAGUUGAACUUUAUAACGUUUGUUCACAAUUUUUAUCGUUGGAAAGUCCACAGCAGAUUUGAAAGAGACGGGCAGUGCUUACCCAAGUGUUUGAAUCAAUCCAAGAAUUGAGAAAAACUCGUAUAACUGUAUCUUUAUUUUGGUUUGGGUUUACGACUAUUUGCGGUUUAGAUUGAAGCAUAGCCCAGGAUAUUUAACGCUUUAGAAGGUCUGGAACUUAUCAUUGACCGGUGUGCAUAUUCGCCACUAGUAAAGCCAUCAUAACAGUUUUAUUUUUGUCAAUGUCAGCUGUCAUAGAAGUUUUACAUUGAAUCCAAAAAUGUCUGAUGAUGGGUUUUCGGAUGGUUUUGAUGAAUCCAGCAUAGAAAUUCAGGUCGAAACUCUGAUGGGCACAACCUUUGACAUUAAAGUGUCUUGCAAUGAUACUAUUGGAGCUAUCAAGAAGAAGAUUUGCAGGGUUAGAGGCAUUCCAGUAAAUCAUCAAAGGUUACUAUUCCAAUCAAAUGAACUAAAGGACACCACAACACUAUGCGAUUCAGGUUUAGAGAAUGGUUCGACUUUAAUUCUAGUGAAUUCAAUGCGUGGAGGGCCGAUAAUCAUGAGGAAAUUGCCGGGAAGCACCGAACAAUAUUUAUUAAAGGAACUGACCGGGAUUUUGCAUAACGCUGGAGAGGAAAUGCUACGAUCUAACGUAUCCCUAAUCCUGUUCAGGAAAGGUGAUAUCAUUAACUUUCUACGUGUGAUCGAAAAUGAAGACGGGACUUAUUCACCAUAUAGCGACAACCCGAUUUCACCGCCUUCCAAACCAUCACGCAAAGAGAAAAUAGAUGUUUUCGAUAGGCUCAGUGAAGAUACAGAAAUGUGUACUAAGAUCGCUACGUUACGUAAAAAUAUGAAGGAAUUGAAUAUGAAAAAGCGUAUUAGAAGUAGGUUCUCCAAUGCCGAUUGUGCUACUGCGGGUCAGGAUGCGAUAGGUGGUGAGAAACCAAAUGCGAAUGAUGAAGAAAAUUACGAUUCAUAUAAAUUGAUGGAAGAAUGUGCUGUGGUUUCCUUAGAUAACUUUAAUUUAACUAUAUUCGAAAACACUAUGUAUGAAGCAAGUCAGUCUGAAAGUGAAGAGAUUGCUCUUAAAGAUAAACAUCGUACGAAACCUAAGGUAAUUCAAACAGUUCCUGCCAAAGAAUCAACCUCAAAACAUAUCUGUAACGAGAAGAAACUCCAAGAGACUCAACCCCGAGAAAAUUUAUCCAAAACUUCGAAAAGACGGGAACUCUCAACUGAAAAAUUUGAGAGAAGUCCUGAGGGUUAUUUAACGUUCUCCAGGAAUAGAAAUUUAGAUAAAAUUGAUGAUUGUCAGACUUCCAGUCGUAUGAACAGUAAAAGUACGAAUUACGACGAAACGUUGCGCAGUUUAGAUAUCAGUCUUGGUAAUUCUUGUGUUUUGCCUAGACUGACCAACUUAGAAAACAAAGAAGAAGUGUCGUUGACGUUAAAAAAUAGCCAAAACCAAUUUCUAUUAGAGGGUUUACACUCUAAUAAAUUGCCAGAUUUGCAAAUAUUGGAAACAGAUCAUUUUCUUACCAAGGACAUAGGAGAUAGAGAUCAGAUAGCAGAAAACAAUGUAGGAUGUAAUCCGAAUAAAACGGAUAAUGGCAUUUUAAAUAUACCAGAAGCAAACACUGUAGGAAUGAGUUCAUCAAGAUGUAUCGAUGCUGCUAAGCGUUUGCCAAAUUUGACCAAUAGGAUUGGCAGAAGAGCAUUUGGUUCGUUUACUCCAGAUUUAACCUCAAGAAAGUCAAACACAAUGGGAAGUCGAACUGCAAAUUCGGCCAGUCUCAUGAGUUCAGUUCCUUUAGCCAGUAAUUACUACAUGCCAAGUGGAAAUAGACCGUCCCGACCGCCUUCAACUAUAUCGCCUCGUAGUAUGGGAAGUGUUCAAAAUAAGCAAUGCGAACAUAGGAGCUACACAAUGGAUGGUGUAGGCAAUAUAGUUUCUCAUUCAAGCAACAGUCUCGAUACUUCGGUUCGAAAUUUUACAAGACUUGAACCUAUAAAGAAUCUGACUAGCAGUAGAUGCGAAAGUCCUGUAUCGGGAGCCGCUGGCGGUACGUCUGUAGAAGAAAUGAGUGCUCAGUUCGCAGAACAAUUACAUCUGCUCGAUGGCGAAUCUGCUACAGACGUGUAUGAAGAAAGUUUGUCUGUUCGUACACGGAACAGGGUUCACCUAACUCGGUUAUUAAUUGCGUCUGAAGGAACCGAAAGGUCAAAAAGUUCAUCAGAUGGCAUCGAAUUGGACAAACAUACUCAGGACUUUUGGGAAAUUCACGAAUCUGUCAGUAAUAGAUUAAAGCGCAGUGCCACCUGUAAGGUUGGAAUGCUGCAACGACGCCAAGAAGUCGAAUAUAACUACGACAGCUUGGGUAAUUCACAGACCAAUAUGAAACCCGACAUAGGAAAUUUUUCAAAAUCAUCUAGCGAUAUUGGAGUAUGUUCAGGAUCGGCGAAUUACUGCAUACCGCAAUACAUGGCGGCACCCAGUGCCAUUCCACCACAGUAUGCGCCAAAACACCAUCCUAAAUAUUGUGAUUUAUUUUUUACGGAUGAACCUCGAUCGCCUUUAUAUAGCAGAAAAAAUAAAAAGGAAAAUUUAGAGAAUAAGGAGCAAGAAGAUAAGAAAAGUAGACAGAAUUCUGAAAACGAUUGUUCCAGCAUUCAGAGGAUAAAAAAUGAUGAAACUUUAUUCGAAUCUAGAAAAGAAAUUAAUGCUGAUGGCUUAAUUGGAUAUUAUAAUUUAGGCUGUUCCACUGAUGUUAUAGAAAAAGCUGAGGAAUUAGAAACAGUUGUAAAAUUACCGGCUGUGGUGAAAAAGAAAUCAAGAUGUAAUCAUUGUAAUAAGCGACUUAAUAUCACAAAUAUUUAUGACUGUAGAUGUGGAAAAAUAUUCUGUUCUCAGCAUCGAUAUUCUGAAGUUCACAGUUGCACAUACAAUUACAAAACAGAAGGUAGAAAACUUUUAGAACGACAGAAUCCAUUGGUAACUGCCGAUAAGGUGCAGAAGUUUUAAAGAAAAAUGGAUAGAAGAAAACAUAUUAAGAAGAGUGCCUCUUGUGUAUAUUUUUCAGUUCACUAUUUACGCUGUAUUGUCGAUACUAUCAAAAUAAUAUUAAACUAUUACCCGGUUUUACUUCACUGCUGAAAUAUACGUUUAAUUAAUUGCUUAUAUUCAAUAGGUUAGGUGUUUUAUUAGUUUGAUUAAAUAUUAUAGCGGUUACCAAGUUUAGAUGAAGAAGAUAAUUAAUCUUUUUUUCUAUGUAACGGGAGUUGAUUUCAUGGUUAGUCACUGAUACCAUGUAAUAAAUGUUAUAUUUUGGAAAACUCCGAGUGUCCUAAAGUGAUAGAGCAUCAGGAGGCUCAAAAUAGGGGCAUUAUAGCAAAUGUGGUUUUUUCUGUUUGGCUAAUAUCCUCUUUUAACACGUUCAAAAUAAUACAAAAAUACUAAAUUUACUAAAAAACGAAUUUAAACUGUUAAAUUAAAAAUAAGGUUGUAGACUUUGCUUAUUCACUGAUUUCUAUAUCUGAAUUUACAUUUAUUCAGCUGCAUUCAUCCUACACGGUCGAACUUAACAUUUCUAUUCGAUACAAUUUUGUGCGUAGUAUAAACACUCUUACAGUAAAAAUUAUGUUCGAUUCUAGAAUGGCGUGGUUUUCGAGUGUAUCGUUUUUUUUUCUGAAAUUGACAAGAAUAUUUUUUUCACAAUGAAACCUUUAUACAUUUUGUGUGAUUUUAAAAUUCUUUAAAGCGAAAUUUGAAGAUCGGAUUAAAUCUGAAAUUUUAUGCGAUUUUCAAAUUCCAUUCCAAUUCCAUUAAGAAAAAAUAAAAUCCUGGAAAUUUCACAAAAACGAGACACUUUACAAUCGUUCACAGUCAGAUCUUGCGUAAGUUGUUACCUAAGUGCACAAAAUUUUAUACAAAAUCGGGUGAGCGGACUGCGAGAUGUUCUGAUUAUUUCAUACUUGUGUUUCACACUGUACGAGCAUAUUCAUAUGAAUUACAUUGUCUGUUAAAAAUGAAAUCAGUAACUUCACUUUUUUCCAUACAAAAUACUAUUUUGCCCCUUUUGUAUGCUCCAUCAAUUGUGAGCACUACCUUUGGCAGAUAAACGAGAACGUUAAUUAGGCAAUGAAUUAAAGUUGUGAAGCUAAAUUGAAAACCAAUUUUAGGUUUUCUAACUUUAGCAGUCAUCAACAGAUGUUAAACAACUAUGAUUUUACUAUUUAGUUGUAGGAUGUUUUAUUUUUAAUAAAGUUGCUUGUAAAAAUGUUUCCAACCAUAUGUCUUAUAGAUGUGGCAUAAACUUGUUUAUUAAACCGAA
This is a messenger RNA of Dendroctonus ponderosae (mountain pine beetle), 4546 nucleotides long. RefSeq lists its product as uncharacterized. The transcript has 12 exons. Gene Ontology annotation, molecular function: zinc ion binding; protein binding. Lineage: Eukaryota; Metazoa; Arthropoda; Insecta; Coleoptera; Curculionidae. Bases 493 to 3237 code for a protein of 914 amino acids. The record is from RefSeq and is a predicted model, not a curated record.